Molecule: messenger RNA, 3899 nt
Organism: Vitrella brassicaformis
Lineage: Eukaryota; Vitrellaceae
Source: the annotation of a GenBank genome assembly
GAAAACACAAGAAGCCGAGAGAAAGCUGAGCUGUGUCUCACACACCACGCAGCACCGUAUAAGGGAUACACACACACAUACACACACACACACACCAUUCUGGUCACAGAGACCAGUGAGUGAAUGUCAAUGGGUCAGUGUCACGGCCUCUGCCCAUGACGUGUCGGCAGAGGCGGGAAAACUCACAUUUGCCAAACAGCCAUAUACACACGCGCCCACACCCACACCCACACCCGCGCCCAUUGAAAGCAAACCGGACAUUCAAACACACUCCCACACAGACGGGAACGACACACACACGCCCCGAUUAAAGGAACGAGCCAGCAACAAAGAACAACACAGCCUAUCUCUCUAUGUCUGUCUGUGGGUCCGUCUGUCAAGAUCGCUUCAAAGCCUGACAUUGCACUCGAGCAGGGUGUUCUCGAAGGGCUCCAGGGUCACCCGCAUCAUCCCGUCCGCAUCGAUGGUGCCCCGCCUGCCCUUCUUGCCGUCGUCACGGCCGUUAAACACCUUGGACCCUGACCGGCUCGACGGCUGCACACAAAGACACACACAGUCACACUGAUGGUGGAGGGGCGUGCGUGUCAUCUGUAUGUGAAUACUGACCGUUUCGAAGACAUCCUUCCAGUCUGCGAUGCCGAUGAGGGUGCCGGGGAUCUGGUCGGUAGACGGGCGGGGGACGGAUGGACACAUAAGGCCUUGUGUGGAAGAGAGUGUGUGUUGUGUGUGUGUGUGUGUGGGGGGGGGGGUGUCACCUGUAUGGUGCGUCUGUAUUCGGAUCGGUUGAGGAUGCCGAUGAAGGCCUUGAGCGCCAGGAAACGGCUCAUCACACACGUGUGCGUGUCAGCCACCAAGAUCUGACAAAAGACGGGAGGGGGAGAAAGGAACCAAUGUCAUCAGAUACAGCAUCUCUCUCUCUCUCUCUGUGUCUGUGUGUCUGUCCGUCCGUCUGUCUGUCUGUCUGUGUGGUUGUUGGUUACUUUGAAGGAGCCCGUGUGAAGGGCCUUGUGGCUCCUCUUCAGGUAGCAGAGGGUCCUGUAGAGGUGGUAGUGCUCACUGUUCCACUUGGACCUGUCCCACUCUGAUAUUAACACACACACACACACCGACCUUCAUGUGCGUGUCUGUGUGCCGCUAAAUGAGAUGACUGACCCAUGCAGUAUCUGCAUCCCUCGAGGCUCCCCAGCCGCCCCGGUAUGCCUAUCUCGUCGCCAUAGUAUAUGCUGGGCGUCCCUGGCAGCAGGAACUGGGCUAUUAUCAUCCCUGCACACAUACCACACCACGCACACAAUGAGGACUCCAUGACGGCCUGUAUGUGUGUGUGUGCGUGUGUGUGUGGGGGGGAGGGGGGGGGGUGUCCGUCAGGUGACCUCUGUAGAGGUCCCACUGGUAGGCCUCCGGGUGGUUGUGGAAUCGGUGGAUGUCGUGGCUGCCCAUGAGGUUGAACUGCAGCCACUGCAGCUGGUUGGGCAGCCGCAAAAGGUUCUGCAGGAUCUGCUCGGCCACCUGAACACACAGACAGACAGACAGACAGACCGCACCAUUUAUCCAUCUGGACAGGUGCGUGUGUCAGGCCAUGUCAGGUACCUCAGUGCCUGUGGGUGCGGGUGAUGUGGGCGCGGCCUCGCCAUUGGAUGUGAGCAGGGCCGUGAAGUGGUCGGCCUCACCGGCGAACCGACGCAGUGGCCGGAGGCACCCGAAGUAAUUCUGCAGGAGACGACACACACACACGCACACAUACGCACACAUACGCACACAUAGCGACGUGCUGCGGUGCGCCGUCUGUCGGUGGUACCAUUGAUGAGUCCCACUGGUCUCCCUGGCAGUACUCAGCAUAGUCCUCCCAGUGCUCGCCUGCACACACACACACACAGGCAAUGCCGACAGGCAGGCGCGUUGCUGUGUAUGGUAUGGUGUCUUGUGCGCCACCACACCGACCGACCGAUGAUGUAUGCGUUUCUCUUCUCGCUCUUGACGGCCGUCCGCACCGCUCGCCAGAUGUCAUUGGUGUACUGGUCAGAAUCACGCCGACCUGCUCACACACACAACACAACAUACAGCAUAUCAUUCACACACACCUGCGCACGUGCCAGCUCGCAUGGCACCUGUUUCCGAUCCGACGUCAAACCGCCAGGCGUCGAUCCCGAAGCGGAUCCAGUGUUUGACGAGGCAGUGGGGGUUGUGUGGGUCGAUGAGCUUCUCGCGCAGCAGGUGGGAGCCGAAAUUUAGCUGGGGGAGGGUCUUGACGCCAUACCAGCACGCGUAGUCGCCGUUGACAUCCUGACCCAGACAGACAGACAGACAGGCAGACAGUUUAGAAGGAUUAUUGGCUGCUGGUUCUGGUCCUUACUCGGUAGUAGUAUCCGGCUUCCUCUGACAUGGGGUCGGCACAGGCCGUUUUGAACCACUGGUGCUCGAGGCCGGUGUGGUUGAUGGACACGUCAAGCAUCAGGUACAUCCCCGCUCGAUGCAAGUCGCCUAUCAACCGAGCUGAAGACCAAAGACCACACAGCAUCCACCAUCCAUCCAUCCACACACACGGAUACGGAUCUUCCCAUACACGGCUACUUACCGAGUGCGUCAUUGCCCCCGAUAUGCGGCUCGACGUUGAAGUAGUCGGUGCAGUCGUAUCGAUGAGUGGUGCGGGCAGCGAAGAUGGGAUUCAGGUACAAAGCGUUCACACCCAGCUCUUUGAAGUAGUCGAUCGACUCGCGGAUGCCGUCAAGAUCGCCGUUGUAGAAGUCCUGACACACGCAGCCGCAGACACUCGUGUGGUGUGGUCUGCAGCUGGUGCGUGUUCGUUUCGCGUGUGUGCUCACUCACCAUGCACCACCCCUCCUUGUACUCGAGCGGCUCCGAGCCCCACUCCAUUUCCAACGCGGGAUGGCCGUCGAAGUCAUACUCGUUCUGACGCACACCCAGGCCACCCUCCUUCCGCCUACACACACACAUACACACACAUACACACACCACACGACACCCACACAGGCAGAUGAACAAACGCCUAGGUCCAUCCAUUUGUCUCACUUCCUGAAUCGGUCUGGAAAAAUCUGGUAGAAGACGGCGGAGGGGACCCACUCGGGGUGCUCGAAGUCCGACAUGAUGAGGAAGUUGAAGGCCUCCGGAGGGUGGAUCUUGUGCACGCCCCGCCGCGUGUAGAAGAUGAGGCCCUCAGUGGUCUCCAGCACAAAGUGGUACGACAGUCGGGACUGACGGAAGGUGAACUCACACCUAUAUUGAGAGCAAGCAAAGAGAGAGAGGUGUGCUGAGUGGGCGAGGGAGGAGUGGGUAGUGUGCACCUACCUGUAGAUGCUGAACACGGUUGUGGUGGCGAUGGCGUCGCUGACCAGGUGCAUCCGGAUGUGGUGCGCUGUGCCAUUCAGAAUGGCACGCAGGAACACCUGUCAACGGUUCAAUGAAUGCCACACAGAAAGACAAGGGUCCGGGCGCGUGUGUGUGCAUCCAUCCAUCCAUCCAUCCAUUCAUGUGUGUGCGUCUGCUUACUGUUUUGACUUGGUCUGUCUUGAGGAACCUGAGAUCGAGGGUGAUGGUGUCAAGGAAGGAGGGGUAGGGGUUGGACACGAAGUCAGCUGCAACACACAUAGCAGGCAGACAGACAGACAGACAGAUAGACAGACACACAGACACGCAUCACUGCAAUGACUUAGCAUUUCACUCACUGUUGGUCUCAUGGAAGAUGGAGUCGACCCAUCUUAGCUUGAUCUCCCCUCCGCCCUUCCGCCACGCCACCCCGCCGCCCUCACCCUCCUCGCGCUGCUGAUGGUGGUGCGAUAACGUCUCGCCCAUCGACACAAGUGCAGAUCUUCCUCCUGUGAAUAAAUCGCUGUGACAGCAACACUGCAGGCACUGCAGCAGGGCGCUUCGUCGCUUUGCUUGAG